Solanum pennellii is the source of this 366-nucleotide messenger RNA. RefSeq lists its product as uncharacterized. The transcript has a single exon. The record is from RefSeq and is a predicted model, not a curated record. The coding region runs from base 1 to 366 and encodes 121 amino acids. Lineage: Eukaryota; Viridiplantae; Streptophyta; Magnoliopsida; Solanales; Solanaceae.
AUGAAGCGCAUCCAUUAUGUACUCCGAUGGUUGUAUCCAUUCCGACCUCAAGAAAAGGAUGAAGAAAUUCUUGGUUCUGAAGUACCAUAUCUUAGCACAAUUGGUGCACUAAUGUAUGUUGCUAAUACUACAAGGCCUGAUAUAACUUUUGUUGUUAACUUGUUAGCAAGGUAUAGUUCUGCUCCUACUAGGAGACAUUGGAAUGGGAUCAAACAAAUUUUGCGAUAUCUUAAAGGGACAACUGAUAUGGGCUUAUUUUAUUCUAAUAAUUGUAGCCCAAAUCUUGUUGGUUAUGCUGAUGCAGGAUAUUUAUCUGAUCCACACAAAGCUCGAUCCCAAACAAGCUAUGUGUUUAUAUGUGGGUAG